Molecule: messenger RNA, 5374 nt
Organism: Rattus norvegicus (Norway rat)
Lineage: Eukaryota; Metazoa; Chordata; Mammalia; Rodentia; Muridae
Source: RefSeq, a predicted model, not a curated record
UAGAGGGUGGGAAUCAGGGCUAGGAACGUCCAAUUACCUCAGGUUUAGCACAUAAAUAGGAGUGCGCACGCGCAGUUGGUAAGGCGGUACGUUGCAAUUGCUCAGGCGAUUCCAGUAAAGAGAUUUACUAUCGUCCCCACGGGAGACCUUGAAUGCUAUUGUGCAUUCUCCGACUGGAGUCUCAUUGGAGGUGGAUGUCCUGCGGGGCUAUAGAAAGCCGCUCGGGCCGGUGGGCUUGUGGGAGGAGCAACGUACCACGUGCCCAAAGGGGGCGUGACUCUCCACGUGACUAGGCGCCGCAGGUGGAUCUGGGUACCCUCACGUGACAAGGCCCGUCAUUUUCUGCCGGGGGCGGAGUGGCAGCUCAUCACGUGACGCGCGGCGGGCUGCGCAGCGGUGGUGCCAUAGCAUCCUGAGGCUUGCUGGAGUUGGUAGCUCGCGCGCUUAGUUGGAGACUGAGUUCCUCCGCUGGCCCUUGUGGACAGGCUGGGGGAAUUCUGGUUGCGAACGGGAACGCCGGAGAAUUUGCGACAUUCAGAGGAGGGAUACGCGCCUGUAGAUGGUCACAACUGUGGCAAGUGGUGGAAAGUUCUCGACCCGGCUUCCCGACAGGGUUUUAAAGACCUGUUGUUUCUAUGGCUGGCUGGAAUUGAUGAAAGGCCUUUUGCGAGGGUUACCUUUUUUAGCUUAGCUUACAUUUGUACAGUUUGGGAAUCUGAAAAGAGCCCAGAUUUGCGUUUAUAGCAGCUGUUCUCAACUUGUGGGUCGCGACCCCUAUUAGGGGUCGCAGAUCAAAUAUUUACAUUACAAUUCAUAACUAGCAAAAUUACUGUUAUGAAGUAUAGUCACGAAAUGAUUUUAUAGUUGGGGGUCAUCACAACAUGAAUUGAGUUUAGGAAGGUUGAGAAGCACUGGUUUAUAGGAAGACGUUAGGGGAGUCGCCUCCAGAACGUCCAAUUGGUCCACCUGCAAACGGGAAUCUAGCGUUCCAGUUGUGAUGACGUCUGAGGCUCUGAAGUGACUUUAGGCUGAGUUAGAGGCAAAGGUGAGGCAUUUGCCUUACUUGGAGAAAUCAAAGCAGACAUGGGUCUCAAGUCAAUGCCCACGCAAUCAGAAAUGAAGUACUGAGUCCAGCUGAGUCCCCUUGGUAGCUUCCUUCCGUGGCUUGUUCAGCCAGUCUCUAUCUCAACAACCUUCGAUAUAGUAAAGACCAUAGUGCUUGUCUAAGACUUUUCUCAUUGGAAGGUAGCAAAUCCAGGAGCAAAAAGAAGUUAGUCCUAGUCCCAGAAGUCGCUCAAAUGCUCGACCCUGAAGCUAUGAGCAUGUUAGUAUGAAGGAAAACAAAACCCGAGUACCAAUCCUUUAUAUUAUGUUUUAGGAGCCAUCUUAGUUUUAGAUGGGAGAAGAACUCUGCAUAAACAGUUAGAAUGAAAGAACCUUUGGAUGGGGGAUGCGACAAAGCAAUGGCACAACAAGGGCUUCUGGACAGAAUUAAAGAAGAACCUGAUGAUGCUCAUGAAUAUGGACCUCAGGAAAGUGAACUAAAAAUCAGUGCUGUGUUUUCAGCCAGUGACACUUCUCUUGGUUUUCAGGUUGGUCUACCAUCCCCUGGCCUGAGUGCAUCAUUUCCUGCAGUUCCAGCUGCUCAAGUGUUUUGUUUUGGUUGUAAACAACUGCUUCGUAAGGGGCAGCCUACGUACCGUAAGGCAGGGUCUGCCCAGCUCUUCUGUUCCAUGGGAUGUGUCAUCACGUUCUCCUCAGCGGUCUGCGUGCCUCCUCUUCCCAAGAGAACCUGCGCACACUGCUCCAAAGACAUUUUAAAUCCGAUGGAUGUGAUCACAACUCAAUUUGAAAAUUCCUCUCUCUGCAAAGAGUUCUGCAGCCAGUCAUGCCUAUUUUCUUAUGAGCUAAAGAAGCCUGUUGUUACCAUAUAUACCAGUGGCAUUUCUGCUAAGUGCAGUAUGUGUCAGAAGGGCACUGAUAAUCUGGCCCCGAAGCCACUCUAUGCCUUGGGGAAUUCAUCGAGGCUGUCUGCUGAAAUGAUCGAGACUACCAAUGACUCAGGAAGAACAGAGCUUUUCUGCUCUAUUAACUGCUUAUCUGCUUACAGAAUUAAGACUGUUAUUUCUUCAGGUAUACAGGUUUUGUGUCAUAGUUGUAAAACUGCAGCAGUCCCUCAGUACCACCUAGCAAUGUCAAAUGGAACGAUUUGCAGCUUCUGUAGCUCCAACUGUGUGCUGGCUUUCCAGAAUGUAUUUAACAAGCCAAAGGGAAGGAACUCUUCAUUGGCACCCAUAUCUCAAGGCCAAGAAGUGCUGAGCGCACCCAUGCAGUCUGCAGUGUCAGCACGAAAAGAAGCCCCCGCCCCUUCCUUCAGCAGCCCCAUCAGCAACCCUGCUGCAGCCGCUCUGGAGACCCUUGCCAAGGAGUCCCACCAGAUCGCUUUGACCCUUUCCUUCUUGAAACUCACGUGCCUGCAGUGCAGCCUUCUGUUUGCCACAAAGCCAGAGCUGCUUUUCUACAAGGGUAGAAUGUUUAUGUUUUGUGGCAAGGCUUGCUGUGAUGAAUACAAAAGGCAAAAUAAAGUUAAGGCCUUGUGCGACUACUGUAAGCUACAGAAGACCAUAGAGGAUACUGUGCGAUUCUCAGGGGUUGACAAGCCUUUCUGUAGUGAAGUUUGCAAGGUCCUCUCCGCUCGAGACUUUGGGGAAAGAUGGGGAAACUACUGUAAGACGUGCAGUUACUGUUUACAGACGUCUGCAAAUUUUGUGGAAAAUCAACUGGAAGGCAAGCUCCAGGUUUUCUGCUGUGAAGAUUGCAUGUCUAAGUUUACAGCUUUGUUAUAUCAGACAGCCAGGUGUGAUGCCUGUAAACGGCAGGGUAAGCUAAGCGAAUCCUUGAAGUGGAGAGGCAACAUCAAAUACUUCUGUAACCUGUUUUGUGUCUUGAAGUUUUGCCAUCAGUAUAGUGCGAAUGACCCAAUUCCACAAAGAAAAGUGUUUGUGCUCCCAAAGCCAGCACAGGUAAUUAUUCCUAAGGUACAAACUGCUAUGACGGCACUCCCUUCUCCAAAGAUAGCUACAACACCGGUUAUAACCAGUGUGACAUCAUUGGCAAAAAUACCUGCACUCCAGCCCUCCAGGAACACUAACAGUGUCUGCACAGAUGCUGGUCCUACAGAGGCAACAAAGAUCAUUGGAAAUGGAAGCAAACCGGCAGCUGCUGAGAGACUUCAGUCUCCGCAGGCCCCCAAGCUUCUGAAGAACAAAGGCAUACUGUGUAAGCCAGUUACACAGACCAAGGCCACCUCAUGCAGACCACACACCCACCAUGUUGCAUGCCAGACAGACUCACCUCUGCCAGAUGGGAAAAAUGAAGAAUAUGAUUCUCCACCUGCAAAGAGAAGAAGAGUAGACUUUUUCCACACUUGCAAUGCAGACUAUAUCAAAUUUGGUUUCAUUAUCUGUUCUGGAUCAAAGGAAAGUUCACCAAGCCCACAGUGUGUCAUUUGUGGAGAGAUCUUACCUAGUGAAAGUGUGAUGCCAGUAAGUCUUUCUAACCAUUUGAAGGCAAAACAUUCAGAUUUAGAGAACAAGCCAAUAGACUUUUUUGAGGAAAAAUCACUUGAAAUGGAAUGUCAAAACAGUUCUUUAAAAAAGUGUUUACUAGUUGAAGAGUCACUUGUGAAAGCUUCUUAUUUAAUUGCUUUCCAAAUUGCUGCCAGGAAUAAGCCAUUCUCAAUUGCUGAAGAAUUAAUUAAACCAUAUUUAGUAGAAAUGUGUUCAGAAGUUUUGGGUUCAAGUGCUGGAGACAAAAUGAAAACCAUCCCUCUUUCUAAUAGCACAAUUGGGUGCAGGAUCAAGAAACUGUCUGAAGACAUUGAAGACCAGCUGCUGCAGAAGGUCCGGGAGUCCAGGUGGUUUGCCCUGCAGGUGGAUGAGUCAUCCGAGGUCACAGAUGUGCCGCUUCUCCUCUGCUAUGUCCGCUUCGUCGACUAUGACUGUGGAGAUGUGAAAGAAGAAUUAUUAUUUUGCACUGAAAUGCCUUCUCCGAGCACAGAUCUUAAAGUGUUUGAAUUAAUAAAUCAAUAUAUUGAUAGUAGGUCUCUGCAUUGGAACCAUUGUGUUGGUUUCUGUACUGACGGGGCUGCAAGCCUGACUGACGAGUGUUCUCACUUAAGGUCAAAAAUUCAAGAAAUUGCCAAGAAUACGGUGACAUUUACACAUUGUUUCAUUCACCGUGAACACUUAGCAGCCGAAAAACUAUCUCCAUGCUUACAUGAGAUUCUUUUGCAGUUGUCACAGAUUUUAAGCUUUGUAAAGAACAGUGCCUCGGAUUCACGAAUGUUGACAAUUUUGUGUGAAGAGGUGGGAUCUGGGCAUGUGAGUUUACCACUUAGUGCUGAAGUGCGCUGGCUGGCGAGAGGAAGAAUUUUAACAAGACUGUUUGAACUGAGACAUGAAAUUGAAAUAUUUUUAAACCAAAAGCAUUCAGAUUUGGCCAGGUAUUUCCAUGAUGAAGAAUGGGUUGCAAAGCUAGCCUACUUAGCAGAUAUAUUUUCGCUUAUAAAUAAAUUAAAUUCAAGUCUCCAAGGAACUAUGACCACUUUUUUCAGUUUGUAUAAUAAAGUUGAAAUAUUUAAGAAAAGGCUAAAAAUGUGGUUGAAGCGUGCACAAGAGAAUGAUUAUGAUAUGUUCCCUCUAUUUUCUGAGUUCUUGGACUCAUCAGAUGUAAGCGUGAGAAACAUUGCUAGCAUUAUUUGUGAGCACCUGGAAGGACUUUCUCAGGUAUUCCAUGAUUGUUAUCCACCAGAAAAGGACUUGCGUUCAGGAAAUCUGUGGCUCCUGAAUCCUUUCGCCAGUUACCAGGAUAACAAUCUGACUGACUCGGAGGAAGAAAACCUUGCAGCGUUAUCUUCAGAUACGAGAUUCCAAUCAGUUCAUAAAUCAAUGUCUGUCACGCAGUUUUGGGUCAAUGCAAAAACAAGUUAUCCCGAGCUCCAUGAAAAGGCAAUGAAAUUGCUCCUGCCCUUCUCAAGCACCUGUCUGUGCGAUGCUGCCUUCUCGGCCUUGACUGCCUCAAAACAGAGAGACCUGCGGACUUACAGUCCCUCCCUAAGAUUGGCAGUCACGUCAUUAGUUCCAAGGAUAGACAAGUUAGCAAAGGAGAAAGACUAGUAUCUGUAUUGCUUAUCGUCAGAGUGUAUAAUUUUGUGUUAAAUUUUGUAUAAGUAUCCUAAAAUACAAUUUGCUAAUGUAUCUGUAUUUUCAGUGAUUAAAUGUUUUAAUAUUUUUCCUUUGUUGUAGAGGGAUUUAAGAACUGUGGAACUGAGCAUAAUUAUAUAUAAUUUUAAUAACAUGAGGGAGAAAAUGUA